AUGAAGAAGGCAAUAUCUGCAGUCUUUCCUGAAACUUGGCAUGGUUUGUGUACUUUUCACAUUAUGCAAAAUGCCGUCAAGCACCUAGCUCGUCUCAAGAGCGACAAUGACUCAAACAUCCUAGCUGAUUUCAGUGCUUGUGUGUAUGAAUAUGAUGAUGAGACAACAUUUGAAGAAGCUUUCAGUGCCUUGAGAAGUAAAGUCCAAAAUGAUGCUUGGUUGGGUGGUAUAUAUCAACAAAAGGAGAAAUGGCCUGCAUGCUACAUGAAAAAUGUGUUCACACUAGGAAUGCGAAGUACACAAUUAAGUGAGAGCUUAAACAAUGACAUGAAGAACUAUCUGAAAUGUGAUCUAGACAUUGCUCAAUUUUUCACACAUUUUGAAAGGGCGGUUGCAAGCAAGCGAGCCAAAGAGUUGGAUUCAGAAUAUAAUGCAAGGAAAAAACUACCACGGAUAAAGAUGAUGGCACCUUUGUUGAUACAAGCAAGCAAUUUAUACACAACAUGUAUUUUUGAAGCUUUUCAAGCUGAGUAUGAAAGAUCCAUGGCAGCAUAUGCUAGACCAACUGAAAAACCUAAUGAGUACAUUGUAGGGAUUGGAGCUCUUGAUGGAAAAUCUACAAUGGAAGAAGAGUACAUAGUUGCGGGUGACCUCUCCAACCAAAGGGUUUGUUGCAGCUAUCAACAAUUCGAAAGAAUUGGAAUAUUGUGUAGUCAUGCUCUCAAAGUUCUAGACAUGAUGAAUAUUAAGUUAUUGCCUGAGCACUAUAUUUUAAAGAGAUGGACUCGUGAAGCAAGAUGUGGGAUUGUACAAGAUAUUCAUGGGAUGGCUAUACUGGAAAACCCAAAAAUUGAUGCGGCACGACGCUACCAGCUUCUCACUCGCAAGUUCUUUACAAUUGCUUCUCGAGCAGUUGACUUUGAAGAAUGCUAUUCAAUGGUUGAUGUUGUACUUAACACCCUCUACAAACAAGUUGAAGACAAGAUUAAUGACUCCAGUAAUUUCCACUAA
Messenger RNA from Phragmites australis (common reed), 1011 nucleotides. RefSeq names its product protein FAR1-RELATED SEQUENCE 5-like. Gene Ontology annotation, biological process: regulation of DNA-templated transcription. The transcript has a single exon. The coding region runs from base 1 to 1011 and encodes 336 amino acids. Lineage: Eukaryota; Viridiplantae; Streptophyta; Magnoliopsida; Poales; Poaceae. Gene Ontology annotation, molecular function: zinc ion binding. The record is from RefSeq and is a predicted model, not a curated record.